CUUCGGUCCUAACAGUCGCAAGAUGAGUUUUAAGAACAAAGUUGUGCUGAUCACCGGAGGCAGCGCCGGCAUCGGAGCAGCCACCGCUGAACAAUUUGCUAAAGAAGGAGCCAGCGUCGCCAUCGUAGGCAGGAACGAGGCUGGACUGAAGGCGGUGACAGAGCGGUGCGACCAAUACGGUAGCAAGACCCUCGUCAUCAAAGCAGACGUGGCUGAUGACGCACAGGCGAAAACUAUAGUUGAGAAAACGAUUGAAGCAUUCGGUAGACUGGAUGUCCUUGUCAACAACGCGGCCGUGUAUAAAAGCACUUCGCUGUUGAGCCCCGACAUAAUGAAGAUUUAUGAUGAAGUGACCAGCGUUGACUUGCGCGCUGUCGUUCACAUGACCAGCUUAGCAGCGCCACACCUGAUAAAGACUAAGGGGAACAUCGUUAACAUAUCCAGCGUACUUGGUAAGACGUAUGUGCAGUCACCACAGCUAAUGAUGUACUGUCUCUCCAAGGCAGCGUUGGAGCACUUCUCCCGUGGUGCAGCUCUGGAGUUGGCAGCUUCAGGCGUCCGAGUGAACAUUGUGAGUCCAGGUCCUGUGCGUACUGCCUUGGUAAAAAUCUUGGAGACUGAGAAUAUAAUUGAAGAUGUCUCUUUAACUACUGCCCUACAUAGAGUAUCGGAACCUGAGGAAGUAGCUGAUGUGAUCUUGUUCCUGGCCAGUGAUAAAGCUAAAGGUGUGACAGGCUCUGACUACGGCAUAGAUAAUGGAGUUACCAUAAAGUUCUGAGGGUGCAUUUGAUGGUGGUCAAUUUGUUCGGAAAAACAUAUAGGUGCACAGUUUUUGUUAUGAUUACUGUUCUGUAUUUUCAAUAGAAAUGGGGAUUGUGUGAUUGUUAAGUAAAGAAGUUUAGUAGAUUACUUAAAUAAGAUUUAUUUGACUCAUAUUGAGGAUUGAAUAAAAGCAAUUAUAAAUGCGAAGGUA
Spodoptera frugiperda (fall armyworm) is the source of this 973-nucleotide messenger RNA. Its product is annotated as 3-oxoacyl-[acyl-carrier-protein] reductase FabG-like. NCBI's taxonomy places the organism in Eukaryota, Metazoa, Arthropoda, Insecta, Lepidoptera, Noctuidae. The transcript has a single exon. The coding region runs from base 23 to 778 and encodes 251 amino acids. The record is from RefSeq and is a predicted model, not a curated record.